Molecule: messenger RNA, 400 nt
Organism: Agrilus planipennis (emerald ash borer)
Lineage: Eukaryota; Metazoa; Arthropoda; Insecta; Coleoptera; Buprestidae
Gene: RpL38
Product: 60S ribosomal protein L38
Exons: 5
Coding region: 112-324 (70 amino acids)
Biological process (GO): translation; protein-RNA complex assembly
Cellular component (GO): ribosome; cytosolic large ribosomal subunit
Molecular function (GO): structural constituent of ribosome
Source: RefSeq, a predicted model, not a curated record
GACAUCUAACGUUAAAACUUUCAAUUUAUUCGUCAAAUUUUGACGUUUGACAGCUGUUGAUCUUAAAAGCACAGGUAGUACUUCUGUAGACUAGAAGAUUAAAUUUGCAUCAUGCCACGAGAAAUUACAGAAAUAAAGGACUUCCUCUUAAAAGCAAGGAGGAAAGAUGCCAAAUCUGUAAAGAUAAAGAAGAAUUCAGAUAAUGUAAAGUUUAAAGUACGUUGCUCGAGGUUCCUGUACACCCUUGUCAUUACUGAUAAGGAAAAAGCAGAAAAGUUGAAACAAUCUUUACCACCAGGUCUUCAGGUAAAAGAAGUUAAGUAGCAGUUAACAAUAAAUGUAUAAAUAAGUUCAGUGUUUUUUAUUUUAAUAAUUAAUACUUUCAUUAAAAGAACAAUGC